Eutrema salsugineum is the source of this 2676-nucleotide messenger RNA. RefSeq lists its product as uncharacterized. NCBI's taxonomy places the organism in Eukaryota, Viridiplantae, Streptophyta, Magnoliopsida, Brassicales, Brassicaceae. The record is from RefSeq and is a predicted model, not a curated record. The transcript is spliced from 9 exons. Bases 1 to 2676 code for a protein of 891 amino acids. Gene Ontology annotation, biological process: proteolysis. Gene Ontology annotation, molecular function: cysteine-type peptidase activity.
AUGGAAGACGGAGAACCUUCAAAUACAGGCAUGGAAGAUGGAGAAGCUUCAAAUAACCUUUCGAAAAAACUACCAAAAAGAGUCCUCGGCGAUGGUUGCUACCCCGUUGGUGCUCGGUUGAACAUAUAUUCAAAGGCCAAUGUAAUUGGCCUCCUUGUCGAGGCGUUAAAGGGUACUGAAGAUCUUGAGAAGCUACUUCAUUCCCAGUUUGGGAAGUUAUUCCAUCUACCUGUUGUAAGAUGUUGCAACAGCGCCAAACUUGUCCAUGCCCUUCUAUCACGACAACUUGUGACCACGAAGAAACACGAGAUUUGGUUCCUCUUUGGUGGACAGCCUCUGAGAUAUUCGAUACGGGAGUUCAAGGAAAUCACUGGAUUGAAUUGCAAUCCCGAACCUGAUAGCACAGAAGAAGAAGAAGAAGUCAGAAAAACAGGAAUCUGGAAAGACCUGUUCGGAAGAGCGAAGGCUAUGAACGUGUAUGAUGUGCUUGAAAUGCUAAAGGAUCUGGAUCUACCCCGAUGGAAACGGCUUCCAUUGGCCCUAAUCGUUCUUGUCGACGGUGUUCUGUUUUGCAAUAGCAAAAAUCUGGCCCUCACCGAGAAAUACGUUGAGAUGUUGAGUGACUUGGAUAGUAUCUCGUUUUCAAGCUCCGAAGGCAUCACGGAUGCCGAGAAAAGGGAGAAUCCUGUAACACGAUUGCGCCGUCAACUUAAACAGAAAACCAGUGUAUGCUAUGGAUUCCCUCUAUCACUACAACUCAUGGCCCUCCAAUCUAUACCAAUGUUGGUUUCCAAAAUUCCUCAACCUGAUAACUUGAAGACAUUCCUUGAAGAUCCCGAAGGCUGUCAAAACGUUAUCACACUGUUGCAUCUUGGGGACAUACAUGCCGUGGAAUCCGACCCUCUGUUGUCUGUGAAACAGAUGGUAGUGGAUGAUGGUGAGAAUGACCAACAGAAUGAAUUGCGUUGGGGAGAUGAGGUAGAGGAUGCCGAAGUUGCAUUCAUGCAGGAACUCAUGGCCGAGGGGUACAAAUUCACACCUUCGGGUUUUGCAGUGGCACCGGCACCUAUCGUGGAUAUUAGUGAUGCAGAGGACGAGAAUACUUUGCUCCUUCGUGAGAUUAAGACCGAGUUGGACAAGAGAUUGGGCGUAUACCAAGAGGACGAAGAAGAUGACGAUGUACACCAGUCAAAAGAAGAUGGGGAACAGGAUGACGAAGGACAGGAUACAAAAAAAGAUGGUGAAAAAGCAGAUGAAGAUGAAGACGAAGCUGAAGAUGGAGGGGCACAGUCUAGCGUACGCCAUAAUGAUGGUGUACACCCCGAAGAUGGUGUACACCAGAAAGAAAGAGAUGAUGAAGAAGGGACCUCUACUUACUACGGCGGGGACCAUUAUUCUCCCAGGGACCAUGCGUACUUGAAGACUCCAGAAGCUCCGACGAUGACCCCUGAACCGGGACAAGCCAAUUCAGGAACAACUCGUCCACCUCUUUACUUCGUCAUUCCGGAUGAAAUUCCACCUUCUGGCCUCAACGAGGUGGAUGGUGGUAGAAAAAAUUUGGUGUCAGGCCCCUUAGUAGUCUACAAACCUCAGACUCCUCACCCAUUGAGCUACGAAUAUAAGAAACAUGAAGCGCAGACAGAUGCGCAGGAUGCACAGGGUGUGGCUAAUGAGGACGACUCAAAUGCGGGGAAAGAUUACCAUACUGCGCCUGAGGAUGCAAGUGAUGCUUCGCAGAAGACCCCUUGUACUCCAAAACCCCCACAAGAAGUUGAGGGAUCGUCUGGUGUAAGGAGAACAAGUGGAGGAACAGGAAGAGGACGAAGAGGUAGAGGAACAGGAAGAGGAGGAAGAAGUAGAGCAAAACGCCAACGUGUACGGUCAGACAAGAUUCGAGAUAUUUCCACCGCUGAUUCAAAGGUGAAAGCUUUAUUUGUAUCCAGAUCGAAAGCUGCGUACAAACCACUCGAAACAGUUGACCAAGAUCACUUCAAGGCAUUUCAGGAGUUAUUAUCACGUGAAAGAAACAUCGACUUUUGCAUUGUCACUGGUCAUACUGUGAACAAUCAAUUCUUCCUACAAAUUGCGAAGCCUACUGAGUGGGUUAACACGAUGCACAUGCAAGUCAUAAUGGCCAUGCUUUGGAGACGUAGAGGUGAAAUAUACUUGAAAGACAGGGGCAUUGUAUUGGGAAAACCAGCAAAGUGGGCUAAUCAGCGGCAGAGGCAAAUGUUUGUACGGUUUGUGGACGUUGUAUACGUCCCCAUGAACUGGGGGUCUGAGCAUUGGGUGGGCCUUGUAAUUGACUUUAAAACGGGCAACAUAAAGAUUUUGGACUCAUUCAUCAGUCAUAAUGAUGAAGCGGCUGUGGAGCAGUAUAUGGCGCCCGUGUGUCAAAGUAUGCCAUUUAUAUUGAAGCGUUAUUUGGAUAGCAAAUUAACGGAAGGCCUACGCACCACCCCUUACACAUGGAGUCGUUUGGAGGGCAUAUAUCAGAACAAAAGAUCCGGUGACUGUGGUCCAUGUGCGGCGAAAUUCUUAGAGAUGCAUGCUGCAGGCCUUGGAGUGGAGGAUAUGGGUUUGAUAACGGACGAUGACGUUGACAGGUUAAGGGAGAAAUACGCCAUGGACUCAUACGAAGAGUUUGUCGGGAAUCCGGCUAUUGCCAACGCUUAG